Molecule: messenger RNA, 713 nt
Organism: Drosophila subpulchrella
Lineage: Eukaryota; Metazoa; Arthropoda; Insecta; Diptera; Drosophilidae
Product: keratin-associated protein 6-2
Exons: 1
Coding region: 16-690 (224 amino acids)
Source: RefSeq, a predicted model, not a curated record
GCACAUUACAUCAUCAUGAAAUUCUACGUGGGACUGACGGCAAUAGUGGUAGUGAUGGUUUCCUUGACUCAGCCAGGAGAGGCCACCUUUGGCAAGCUCAACCUCCUCUUGGGCGGAGCAUCCACGGCUGGCUAUGGAUCUGGAUAUGGUUAUGGCUCUGGUUAUGGUUCUGGCUAUGGAUCUGGCUACGGAUAUGGAUCGGGCUAUGGAUCAGGAUAUGGUGCCGGCUAUGGAUACGCUCCCGAGAACGUGGUGAAGGUGAUCAAGGUCUCGGUGGUGCCAGGCGGAGGAGUUGGAGGAGGCUACGGCGGUGGCUAUGCUGGAGGCUAUGGCGGUGGUUACACUGGAGGCUAUGGUGGCGGCUACUCUGGUGGUUUUGUGGGCGCUGCUCCGGCCAUAUCCACCUCCGCCGUCGUUACUCCGGUGGUCACUGCGGUGUCCACGCCGGUGGCUACUCCUGUUCUGGCCGGUGGUGCCGGGUAUGUGAGUGGUUUCGGUGGUGGCCUGACCGGAGGCUUGGGUAGCUAUGGGGGCUUGGGCGGCUUGGGUGGCUAUGGGGGCUCCCUCGGCGGUGGUGCCGCCCUUCCGGCCUCCUACGGAUUUGGAGCCGGCUAUGGAGCUGGCGGUGGCUUUGGACUAGGAUUUGGAGCCCCACCACCACCACUGGGUCUGGCCGGAGGACUCUGCUAGAAGAUGACGAUACGGAAACCACA